AUGAAUAUGGCACGCAAACUUGAUGUGAUUAUCUUCGGAGCAAGCGGAUUUACUGGAAAGUAUGCCGUAUUGGAAAGCAUCAAACUGCUGGCCGACAUGCGAUGGGGCAUCGCAGGCAGAAGCCAGAACAAGCUGCAAAACGUGCUUAAGGAGAUUGGUGACAAGGCCAACACAGAUUUAUCCCACGUACCGAUUGUGCUGGCGGAUGUCGAUAAUCAGGAUUCGCUGAACAAGAUGGCACGUGACGCCCGGGUGAUCGUAAACUGUUGUGGUCCAUACCGGCUGUACGGUGAGCCGGUGCUGAAAGCUUGUCUCGCCGAGCGCACGCACCACGUCGACGUUAGCGGAGAACCGCAGUUCCUCGAGGGAAUGCAGCUGAAGUACCAUGACGCGGCGAAGGAGAAGGGCAUAUAUCUGAUCUCGGCGUGCGGCUUCGAUAGCAUCCCGGCAGAUAUGGGUACGGUGUUUUUGGAGCAACAGUUUGAUGGGGUGGUCAAUUCGGUGGAAAGCUACAUUGUUUCCAAGCAGAAGGGUCGUCGAGAACUCGGUGCAAUCCAUUAUGGCACCUGGGCGUCUGCGGUACAUGCCAUCGCGAACAUGGAUGAGGUGGGACAAAUCCGUAGGAAACUGUUCGAGAAAAAACUACCCGACGUGAAACCGAAGCUCAAGGAAAGACCCACGCUGCAUCGUUCUGCAAAUGGCAACAAGUGGUCGCUACCGUUCCAAGGAGCUGAUCGGUCAUGUGUCGCUCGGACACAACGAUUUUUCUUUGAGACGGAAAACAAGCGUCCGUUGCAAAUGAGGGCGUACAUUUCAUUUGGUGGAAUUGCUGAAGUGAUAGCUGUAUCUUUCGUAGGCGCUGUGUUUUGGUUAAUGGUUAAGACAAACUUUGGCAGGCGCAUGCUGCUUAACCAUCCCCGGUUAUUUUCUUUGGGAAUGGUGUCCCACGAAGGUCCAAGCGAUGAGGCAAUGAACAACACCGAGUUUGCUCUUUAUUUUGAAGGUAGAGGGUGGGAAGAGAAACUCGCUAGUCCUGAGGACAAGUACACGACUCCUCCGAAUAAGGUGAUUCGCACAAAGGUUGCUGGAACAAAUCCAGGCUAUGGAGCCACGUGUGUAGCCCUUGUGCUCAGUGCAAAAACCAUUCUCAAGGAGAGUGAUAAAAUGCCUCUAAGUGGCGGCUUUUUAACUCCCGGAGCAGCAUUUGCAAAAACGAGCCUGAUUGAUGAACUCUGCAAAAAUGGCUUCAAGUUUGAGGUUCUGUCACAGUCAAAACUGUAGCAGCGGAGUGGAUUUCCUCACGGCAUUUGUUAUAAAUAAUGGUGUAUUUAUGGUGUUUUACAAAAAAAAGUUUAUUGUUGUAUAUUUUAAAUGGGUUUUGGAUGGAAGUGUAGUUGAAACGGUUUUUACUGUCGAUUAGAAAUGGGAAUAAACUUAUUGUGUGCCCAUAUUUAAAUCGCCUCUUAGGCGUCAUGACUUAAUGGGUCAUAACCA
Messenger RNA from Anopheles coustani, 1494 nucleotides. Its product is annotated as saccharopine dehydrogenase-like oxidoreductase. The coding region runs from base 1 to 1281 and encodes 426 amino acids. NCBI's taxonomy places the organism in Eukaryota, Metazoa, Arthropoda, Insecta, Diptera, Culicidae. Gene Ontology annotation, biological process: glycolipid biosynthetic process. Gene Ontology annotation, cellular component: lipid droplet; plasma membrane; mitochondrion. The record is from RefSeq and is a predicted model, not a curated record. The transcript has 3 exons.